AUGCCGUCCAUCCGAUCGUCCGCUGAACUCGCCCGUCCCAGGUCCGACCUUCGCCUAGCGCCCAUUGCCACGUCGCCACGCACCGUCGCCAAGGUCCCUCUACACCGGUCACUCGUCUUUGCUUCACACCACUCUGUCAACCCCUUCGUGCCCUUCUGGAAGUGUUCGAACGAGGGGGGGUGUUGAAUUGCAUUCUGUCAAGCCUUCGAACACUUCGACAUCGGGCCGCCGUUUGACGGGCUUGUCCGCCUUUCGCCUCGCGCCUCCGCCUCAGCGCCUCGCCUCCGCGCGCCUUCGCCUCAGCGAGCCUCCGGCGCGCCCCCUGUCCCUCAGAGCCUCGCCGCAUGAUGCUUGCGCCCAGCCUCGUUCCUCGACCCAUGUGCACCUUUCAUCAACCCGUCCACAUCCUGGUCCGUCCAGCCCGCACCGCGUCCGUCGUGUCAGACCACGCCUGUGCCGUUCCACCACCUUCGCAUCGGCGCCUUCGCCGCGCCCCCUGUUACCCGAGCCUCGUGGCCUGAUACACACGACCAGUCUCGCUCCCUCGACACAUGUGCACCGUUAGUCAACCCGUCCACAUCCUGGUCCGUCCAGCCCGCACCGCGUCCGUCGUGUCAGACCACGCCUGUGCCGCUUCGCCGUUUUUCGUCUCGGCGCCUUCGCCUUCGCAGCCAAGCCGCUGCCCCUGUUCGCCGCCCCGCGCCAGCCUGUUCAACUCACGCUCGCGCGCCGCCGCCUCCCACGCCGGAACUUUGUCAAUCUACCUCUCCUGUCCUUACCGAGCCGUUGCCUCCGCCUAGACACCGUCAGCUUGCCAUCACCGCCCUCAUGUUUCAUCGGCCAUCCAGAGCAUCGCCCAUGCAUGACUGUCAGAGUCAAGACCCAAUCAGGGAAAUAACAAUCAGAGGAUAG
Microbotryum saponariae is the source of this 912-nucleotide messenger RNA. Lineage: Eukaryota; Fungi; Basidiomycota; Microbotryomycetes; Microbotryales; Microbotryaceae. The record is from the annotation of a GenBank genome assembly.